AAUCUCCAGUAAAAAAAUAAAUAACUAUUGAAAGUGGCUAGUCAAGCGUUGCGGUCCAAAACUUAAAAUAAUUACACGACAAUUAUUCGUUACGAAUUUUAAUUUAUAAAAAUAAAAUAAAAAAACUUGUUACGGCGACCGUACGCGUGUGUAGAAAGCAGGAACUUGAACAUUAUAAAUGUUGCAUCAAGACGUUGAUUAUUGCUUCGCAUGCCCCGCACGUUUUUUUUAUAUCGCAACAGUAAAUAAGAAGUUAACACAAAUUUAAAAUUAUAGUUUUUUUAAUAAAAAAUGACGGUAUGCAAAUUAGCUGUCUACGGAAGCCCGUGGGGGGUGCGCCGUUCGGACUGAACGCGCUUCGUAAGGCGCGAUGUCUCGUCGGAACGGACCCACGGCAGCCCAGCCUGCCUCCUCCAAAGUCAAAUACUCAAAGCUUCCAGACAGCGAUGAUGGCUACAUCGACCUGCAGUUCAAGCGGCCCCCCCCACGUGUCCCCUACCGCGCCAUUGCGUUGGCCGCCGCCCUCUUCCUCAUCGGCUCGCUGGUCAUCAUCAUCGGCUCGCUGCUGCUUACCGGGUACAUAGACACCAAGUACGCUGACCGUACCUGGCCCGUGCUGACUGUGGGAGUGUUGGUCUUCCUCCCCGGGGUCUACCACCUGCGCAUCGCCAUCCUCGCCUACAGAGGCACCGCCGGAUAUUCUUACGACGAUAUCCCCGACUUCAGCGACUGAAAGACACGGGGGGGGGGGAGUGGGUGGGGUAGAG
Messenger RNA from Petromyzon marinus (sea lamprey), 767 nucleotides. Its product is annotated as transmembrane protein 230. Lineage: Eukaryota; Metazoa; Chordata; Hyperoartia; Petromyzontiformes; Petromyzontidae. Gene Ontology annotation, cellular component: nucleus; synaptic vesicle; endomembrane system. Gene Ontology annotation, biological process: embryo development; synaptic vesicle transport; regulation of transcription by RNA polymerase II. Gene Ontology annotation, molecular function: RNA polymerase II cis-regulatory region sequence-specific DNA binding; DNA-binding transcription factor activity, RNA polymerase II-specific. The record is from RefSeq and is a predicted model, not a curated record.